GUCGCCGCUCUCUCUCUCUCUCUCCCUCUCGGUUCAGUGAGAUGGGAUCCACUCCCGCAGCCACCGCCCCACCCUCACACUCACCAUCGACGACCCCCGCCGCCAUCGCACACCAUAGCGCCAUCCCCUCACCCUAGCCCCAGGUCAGGCAGUGCGAGGCGGCGCUCCUAGACCCGCGAUGGCCGUCUGGGUCAUCGCCUUCGAGGACGACGAGUACGCCGACCCGGCAGUCAUCAUCGCCUCCGAGACGGACGCGUGUUGGCGGCACAUGGGGCCCACAUCAUCAUGGCCGUGCGCAACCUCGCCGCGGCAGAGGCCGUGCGCCAGGUCGUCCUUGCCGAGACCCCCGUCGCCAGCCUCAACCUGAUAGAGCUGGACCUCUCCCCACUGACCUCCAUCCGCAACUUCGCCGCCAACUUCGCCGACAGGGGCCUACCGCUGAACAUCCUCAUGACAAUUCAACAUACCCCUGCCCUUUCGGAGAGGGAAGGUUUCCCACUCAUGGACACCUAGCUGAAUGCCUGAACCUGAACCUCGUUUUUCUUCUUCUUCUUCUUCUUCUUCUUCUUCUUCUUGGUAAUUCCUUGUUGAUUCCUUCUGGGCAUGCUAUAUUAUUGGGUGCAACAACAAAUUAUUGUCCUUGUUUUGAUUUCCUUCCUGUCAAGUUCAUCCUUUAGUGCUAGUACUAGUGGUACAUCAGUUUGAUUUAGGAAAAACACCAGCCUCUGCUUAACAUUAAAUCUAGUCAAGCAAUUGAUGCACAACAUAUUUGUUUUUGUACAACAACAAUCCGUUAAACGAUCUGGCCUGUAUACACAUGUUGAGGAAGAGAGAGAGGAUAUAUACUUGUUCUGUUGCUUCUAUAUACAUGUAUAUACGUUUAGUUAUUCAACAUGCUUCAACAUUUUUCUAA
Messenger RNA from Triticum aestivum (bread wheat), 913 nucleotides. RefSeq names its product short-chain dehydrogenase TIC 32, chloroplastic. The record is from RefSeq and is a predicted model, not a curated record. The transcript has 2 exons. Lineage: Eukaryota; Viridiplantae; Streptophyta; Magnoliopsida; Poales; Poaceae. Bases 286 to 513 code for a protein of 75 amino acids.